UUCUUUUUCAGUGCCCUUUUACGUAUAAAAUCACCAUCCAUAUUCGGACAGACAUUCUAAGUAGCAAUGGAGCCAGAUGUUCAUAUGCUUGAAAACGUCCAGAGAUUAUCCACAAAGAGGUUAAGAGGCAAAGUUGCUGUUGUAACUGGGGGAGCAAGAGGUAUUGGGGCAGCCACAGCAAAAAGAUUUGCAGAAAACGGGGCUAACGUUGUGGUUGCUGAUAUUCUUGAUGAUCUAGGACACCCCCUAGCUGAUUCAAUAGGAGGCAGAUACAUCCAUUGUGAUGUUGCUAAUGAAGCAGAUGUAGAAUCAGCUAUCAAUCUUGCAUUGGCAUGGAAAGGCAAACUGGACAUCAUGUUUAACAAUGCAGGUAUUGCAGGCCCUGAUGGAAGCAUUACUAAUCUUGAUAUGGAGCAAGUAAAAUACCUGUUCUCAGUUAAUGUGAAUGGAACUUUACAUGGAAUCAAGCAUGCAGCAAAGGCGAUGAUUAAAGGUCAAAAUGGGGGCUGCAUCAUAUGUUCAUCGAGCUCUGCAGCUAUUAUGGGAGGCCUAGGAUCACAUCCUUACACAUCUUCAAAAGAGGCUAUUGUUGGAUUAAUGAAGAGCACCGCCUGUGAGUUGGGAGUUCAUGGGAUUCGAGUCAAUUGCAUUUCACCUCAUGGUGUCCCUUCAGAGAUGCUUGUUGGUGCCUACAGAAGGAUCUUGGGGAAAGCGGACAUGAAUUCUGAAGAAGUGAGCAAGAUUGUUGGGGAAAGAGGAAGUCUUCUGCGUGGUAGAUGUGCAACUGUGGAAGAUGUGGCUCAGGCUGCACUCUUUCUUGCUAGUGAAGAAUCUGGGUUCAUAACAGCCCAUAACCUAGUCAUUGAUGGAGGCUAUACCUCUGCUAAUAAUAACAUGAAUUUCAUUUAUCAAUAGUCAAAACAAAUUGAAGGAGGCAACAGAUACCUGCAGUGCCAUGAUUAAAAGAGUGAGGUUCUCUUUGAAAGCAUUACUUAAACACUU
This is a messenger RNA of Ricinus communis (castor bean), 1002 nucleotides long. Its product is annotated as short-chain dehydrogenase reductase ATA1. The transcript has 2 exons. Bases 67 to 915 code for a protein of 282 amino acids. Gene Ontology annotation, molecular function: oxidoreductase activity. NCBI's taxonomy places the organism in Eukaryota, Viridiplantae, Streptophyta, Magnoliopsida, Malpighiales, Euphorbiaceae. The record is from RefSeq and is a predicted model, not a curated record.